Sphaeroforma arctica JP610 is the source of this 1296-nucleotide messenger RNA. RefSeq lists its product as hypothetical. Lineage: Eukaryota; Ichthyosporea; Ichthyophonida. Gene Ontology annotation, cellular component: intracellular membrane-bounded organelle; membrane. The coding region runs from base 1 to 1200 and encodes 399 amino acids. The record is from RefSeq and is a predicted model, not a curated record. The transcript is spliced from 3 exons.
AUGACAACCUGGCAGGACAAAACAUCCGCAGUGGGAGCAGACGGUACCACACACAAAUUCGAACAUCCUGGGUUCCAGACAUUGACCAUGUUUAUGGGCGAGUCCUUGUGUCUUGUGGUAUUUACGAUCGUAACUAAGCGUGCUGCAUACAUUGAGAACAAGCAGAAACUUACUAGUGGAAGUAGAGGAUCCUACUCGGCUAUUUCUGGUUCGAGUGCUGCAGAUAUUGUACCUAAAGGAGGACCAAACGCCAAACCACUCGUACCUGUGUGGGCAUUCGCUUUACCCACGCUUUGUGAUCUCUCCGCCACCACUAUAAUGAACGUAGGCCUGAUCUACACAACCGCAAGUGUGUAUCAAAUGAUCAGAGGUGCUAUGGUUCUCUUCACAGCUGUCUUUUCGGUUGUCUUUCUCAAGAGGACACUAUUUCUGAAACACUACAUCGGUCUUUCUAUAGUAAUUCUUGGAAUAGUUGUCGUCGGACUGGCAAGUGUGCUGUACAGUAAACCAGGGUCCGCCAUUAAUCCAGCUCUAGGGAACACCCUAGUUUUCAUGGCGCAACUGAUCGUCGCAACACAGUUCGUCGUCGAAGAGAAGUUCUUGGGCCAAUACCACGCGCCCGCUCUGCAGGCGGUCGGUCUUGAGGGGUUCUGGGGUGUAGCUAUCCUAUGCGUGAUACUUCCCAUCCUGCAGUUUGUACACAAGGGGAAUGGUGAGGUGGUCGAGAACACAGUGGAUGCCUGGGUGCAAUGCACCAACAGUUGGCAGCUGGUUGUGGGUAAUCUAGGGAGUAUCUUCAGCAUCGCCUUUUUCAACUUCUUCGGCAUCUCAGUAACGAAGCAAUUAUCGGCCACCCAUCGCACAACUAUCGACAGUUGCAGAACUAUUCUCAUCUGGGGUGUGUCCAUGGCUCUAGGAUGGGAGGAGUUCAACUCAUUGCAGCUGCUAGGGUUUUUCUUCUUGGUUAUAGGUACAUUCAUAUACAACGAGGUUAUCAAGCUGCCAGGCAUGUGCAUGCGUGGCGAGCAAGCAUUCUUGGAAGCAGAACGGAAGGUGACGGCCGAAGAACGCCGCAACCUAUUAGGAAGUCCCUACAGUCUCAAUGCUUACGAAGAAGGGUAUGUCAAGUUCUUGGUUAAAAUUUUGUUGCUCGCAAACACAGUCUAUGUUUAUUCAAUUGGUAUUCUCAUUCGCACCUGAUGCGAAAAGUCUAUUGUAAUGUUAAAUCCGCAAAACUUAGAUAUGAAAAAGGGGAGUAUCUCAUACGGUAAUAUUGGAUGAUACGAAUACAGAUUU